Calypte anna (Anna's hummingbird) is the source of this 4777-nucleotide messenger RNA. RefSeq names its product DNA methyltransferase 1 associated protein 1 (gene DMAP1). NCBI's taxonomy places the organism in Eukaryota, Metazoa, Chordata, Aves, Apodiformes, Trochilidae. Gene Ontology annotation, cellular component: NuA4 histone acetyltransferase complex; nucleus; Swr1 complex. Gene Ontology annotation, molecular function: transcription corepressor activity. The record is from RefSeq and is a predicted model, not a curated record. Gene Ontology annotation, biological process: chromatin remodeling; DNA repair; negative regulation of transcription by RNA polymerase II.
CCCGAACCCUCGUCCUGCGGUGUGGCUCCCAAAGCGUUCCGGGCACUUCCGUGCGCCGCUCGGCGGGAGCGGAAGUGGCGCUGGCCGGGCCGUUGUGUCAAUCGCACCGUCCCGCUGGCCCUGGAGCCGGCGCGGAGCUGGAGGGGACAAAUAGGGCGGCAGCAGAGAAGGCCGAGGGGCAGGCAGAGAGAUGGCGACGGGUGCAGACGUGCGGGACAUUCUGGAGCUGGGGGGUGUGGAGUCGGAGAACACGGGCACCAUCAACAAAAAGGAUAUCAUCAACUCAGAUAAGAAAAAAUCCAAGAAAUCUUCAGAGACGUUGACAUUUAAGAGGCCAGAAGGAAUGCACCGAGAAGUUUAUGCACUGCUCUACUCUGACAAGAAGGAUGCACCUCCUCUGCUGCCAAGUGAUACAACUCAGGGUUAUCGAACAGUCAAAGCAAAACUGGGGUCCAAGAAAGUCCGGCCCUGGAAGUGGAUGCCUUUCACCAACCCCGCGAGAAAAGAUGGAGCAAUGUUCUACCACUGGAGGAGAGCAGCAGAGGAAGGGAAGGACUACCCUUUUGCCAGGUUCAAUAAAACAGUACAGGUGCCUGUCUACUCAGAGCAGGAGUACCAGAUGUAUCUCCAUGAUGAUGCAUGGACCAAAGCUGAGACAGACCACCUCUUCGACCUGGCUCGGCGUUUUGAUCUGCGCUUUGUGGUGAUUCACGACCGCUAUGAUCACCAGCAGUUCAAGAAAAGAUCAGUGGAGGACCUGAAGGAGCGGUAUUAUCACAUCUGUGCCAAGCUGGCUAAUAUUCGUGCAGCUCCAGGAACAGACCUGAAAAUCCCAGUUUUUGAUGCUGGCCACGAGAGGCGAAGGAAGGAACAACUAGAAAGGCUGUACAAUAGGACACCAGAGCAGGUGGCAGAAGAAGAAUACCUCAUCCAGGAGCUCCGUAAGAUUGAAACCAGGAAGAAAGAGAGAGAAAAGAGAACCCAAGACCUGCAGAAGCUCAUCACAGCCGCUGACACCACCACUGAGCAGAGACGUGCAGAGCGCAAGGCUCCCAAGAAGAAACUACCGCAGAAGAAGGAGACAGAGAAGCCUGCUGUUCCUGAGACUGCUGGCAUCAAGUUUCCUGGACUUCAAAGUCUGCAGGUGUCACGCCUGCGAAAGCCAGCGAGAAAACUGCCAAGCUCGGUGGGACAGAAGAAGAUUAAAGCCCUGGAGCAGAUGCUGAUGGAACUCGGAGUAGAUCUCAACCCUAUGCCCACAGAGGAGAUCGUCCAGAUGUUCAACGAGCUACGGAGUGACCUGGUGCUGCUGUACGAGCUGAAGCAAGCGUUUGCCAACUGUGAAUAUGAGCUGCAGAUGUUACGGCACCGCUAUGAGGCCCUGGCCAAAGCUGGUAGCAUUGGCCCCCUCAGGUGGGUAGGUGCCCAUCCAGAUGGCCAGGCAGGGCUCGGCAUGGAGGAGGUCAAGGGAGAUGGCAAGGACCAAAAUCAUUGAUUGUAGUUAGGAGCACCACUGACCCCCAACUCGGUGAGAAGGAAGGUUGUGGGGGCAGAACAGGAGCACUCAGGGUCUCCGACGCAGAUGCCCCUGACAAGCGCUGGGGUGCUCCCCUGCUCUCCCUCCAGGCCGUGCGCGUCCAUGGGAGCACAGCACGCCUGUUCCCCCAGGUCCCAGUGCUGCUCUCUGGGCUCGUCUCCUGUGGCUGGACAGUGUUCUUGGUGCUAUAGGUGGGGUCAGCAGGGCUUUCGUACAUCCUGCAUGCAGGCAAAUGGCUUGACCGUGGGUUGCCACCGUGGACCAAAGCAGGCAAGGCUUUGGGUGACUAGAGCUUGCACUAGGGCAAGCAACAGCGAUCCAGUACAGCUGCAGGGCCUGGGGCAUUUUCCUUCCAGGACACAGGCCCAUAAGGGUUGCUCAGCAAAGGGCAGUGAGUGGGGAAAGCAGUCUUGAGGUGAUGAGCCAUGACUAGCCCAAAUCCUGGAGACAAGCAGUAGUCCUUGCCCAGAGCAGGAGGCUUUGGGGAAGGAGAGAGGUGUUUGAAAGAGCAGAGGGUUGUUUUUAUAACGUACUUCCAGUGCCGGAGAGGAAAGCCAGACCUGAGGAUUCUCCACAGCGAACCCUGUGGACAAUGUCCUGUGCAGGUACCUCUGCAGGAUGCAAAUCACCAGCCUCUCUUCCCUGACCUCUGUGAGGGCAGGCUGCUCAGCCCCUCACCACUGCCUCAGGGCCAAGGGUAUGCCUGGAGGAUCAAGCAGAGGUUGCUUUCCCCUCUGUGCUGUCCCCAGUACAGCUGAGCUGAACUGCCUGAAUAAAAGCUGCCUGUCUGCACACAGUGGCAUCCUCGACGCCUCAGACAUACUGCCCCUGGUAGUGGGCACACACCUUUGAUUUCUAAAAUGUAAAAUGUAUUGCAGGAUAUCGAGAACACCUUAUCUGUCAACAGUAGAGUGACACGUUAAUCUGGACUUGAGUGAUGUCCUAUUUGAUUGUGACAACAUGGAGUCGUAAGGAAGCGUUCCACUGAGACAGGUUCAUGUUUGUAAAGGAGUCUUCUGAUUUUUAAUUUUUUUUUAAUUAUUUUUUCCCCCCUGUGGCAUCAGUCUGAAAUCUCACUCUUCCCUGCGAUCUGGAGUGUCCUGGUUUGCCAGCUCCUUGGGCUGGUUCACAAGACACUUGCUCUCCCUUGAGACUUUGCUUGUUGGGAAGGUGGAAGGAGGUGGUGGUGGUGGGUGUGGCUGUAGGAGGAGGGGGCCCAUGCCUGUGGUUCUGACCACCUUGUUCCUCAGUGCCACCUCCUGGAACUGGAAACAAAGGGGUGGGCCCAGACAGCACAGAGAGGGUUAAACUGACCUGGUCUCUGACAUAUUUGAAAGAAAUAUAAUCAAGUUAAUUCACUGCAAGGCAAAUUCAGUACCUAAAGGGCCCCCAUGUUAAAUACAGCACUGACCUUUACCGGCUGAUUACACCAAAGACGACACAAUUAGAUUAGUCCAAGACAAAGGUCAAGCACAUUCACACUGUGACCAUUUUAUGCUACCUUUUGGAGAGGCGGGAAAAUUACAUCCCAGCUGGAGGGGGUGGUCUUGGAGAGGAGGGGAGUGGGGCUGCUGUACCACCUUCUGCUGGGCUCAGGUAUAUCUGGGGGCUGGGGCAGGGCCUGGCACUGGUGCUUGCCUCGAACCCUAUCUGCUGUUGUGGACAGUGUGGCCGUGGGUGAGAUCAGCGGCCUGUGGCCCAGAACCAGCUUUCCAAGGAUGGAGUGAGCUGAGGCCACGUGUUGGGUGAUGCUCCUGGCCCUGCCCAGAGCUGGUAGGAGCAGCCCCAGUGCGUCUCGCUCAGUGUCAUGGGCUAAAAAUUGUGGCCUCUGGAAGGUCAGUGGGCUGGGGGCAGCUCUGAGAUGGGGGUGUUGGGGCCAGUUGCUCUCUAGUUGCCUGGUGGGGUGCAUGCAUGUGUCCCCACCCUGUGCAGAAAAAACCCUGAGGUGUCCCCAGGUGAUGGGACAGCGUGGGAAGCAGCAGGCCCAGGACACUGCAAGAGGAUCUUGCAGUGGGGUCAGCAACACUGGUAGUGCCAACAUGUUCUGUAGAACAAACCCAACCAUGAUUUGCAGUGGCCUUUCCCUCCCUUCCCUCCCUCACCUCCUGCAGCCCUUGCCCUUUCUGUGGCUGAGGCUGCUUCAGCAGUUUAACCCUGCCAUGCCAGCCUUGAACUCCCGAGUUCAAGUGUGUGCUUUGCCACUGAGCUACCCUGGGGGCCUUGGGGGAAUCAUUUAAUCUCGUCUUGCCUUCAAAUUCCUUUGAGUUGGUGAAUCCCUUUGGUGCUGUCUAGCACUGUCCGUCCCUGGCACUCCACAUUUGGGAUUAAGCAGGGAUUAGUUCAGCCUCCAAACCAGCUGCUCCCCUGAAAGCCAGAAUUGUUUUCCUGGAGAGAAAUAUCUUGUUCCAGAUGUUGGAGGGAAUGAGUGGCAAAGCCAGGAAAAGGACUAGGAUCCUGGCUCCAAGCCCUGCCCAGCCAUGCCUGGAUUCCUUUCCAGGAAUUGGAACAGAUAGGCAUAGGCACAUCAGAGUCCUGAAGGUACUGAUUGUGACAAUAUCUGGCUGCCACCAUCCCCUUGGCCAGCAGUGGGGAGGGGGACAUCUCCGCAGAGUGUUUAAGCCCAGAUUAGGAGAAGUAACUGCCUGUUCUAGGCAGCCAGACUCCACAGGGUAGCGGGAAGCCCAGCACCGUUCUGCUGUGUCCACUGCAUCCUCUCCUGUCCUGGCUGCUGGUCCACCCUCUCCUGGGGGCUGCAGUGCCAUCACUGACCAUUAAAGCUGAGGCUGGGAUCCCCCAGUGCCAUCUGCUGCUGACCCCGGUAGGGGACUUUACUCGGGGCCUUCGGGAGGUGAAAGGUGAGCCGAACUCGAACAAAUUAGUUCCAAGCAGAAGUUCAGCCAGUUACUCCAGAUUGGAUCCUUUGAUUUACACAACUCAGACUCCCACUCAGUGAUCUGUAAUGAGUGACUCUCAGAAAUCCUCACAUUGCAGCACUUUGUUCCUGAGCUCACAAGUCAGCCCAUUAAUGGGUAAAGGAAAGGACCUCGAGUCUAAGAAGUCUCAGGUUCAGAGUCAGAUUAUUUGACUUUUAAGCUUCCUUUAUCUGAACUCCUGCUGACUUCUUGUUUUCUGAGCCUGUUGAAAAGCUAGAAGUUACAUUGUUAAGAUCAAACAUUCUCUCUUUCCAGAUGGAGUUACAAUAUCUGUCUUUUAUAUAUAUAGUAUAUUUUAAUAUAUAUA